GUAAUCAUCAUUUAACAAAAAAGAAAAAGUUAAAACCCCAAAUUAAACCAAAUUAAACUAAGCAUGCUUGCUGGUACAAACGAAUUAAAACAUUUGACCACCAAAUUAAUAAUUUGUUACUUUCUCCUUCUUCAUCACGCCAUUGCCACUUAUAUUUAGUUCUACAUUUUCUCUCUCCUCCCUCCCCAUGUGAGAGUUUAGUUGCAUUUCACCGUCAAUGGCGGACACCAGAGGAACUUUAGCUCCACCUGUCAACAAUGGCGGAAACCAAAUUCGAGAUGUGAGUCCUAACUCAGUCAUUCUUACUUUUGAGUCCAACUUCAGUAGCCUCUUCUCUUCCGCUUCGGCUAGCGUCGAUCGUUGCUCCUUCGCUUCUGACAUUGCUCAAGAUCACGACUCUCUUUCAUCCUCCGAAGUUUCUCAGAAUUUGAGUGGAAACGGAAGUUCAGAUCUGAGCAGCAAUGGCAGAUACCUAAGCAAAAGAGUUGAAAAACCUAAAGUUCACAAGGGAGAAAACAACAAAACUGUACACAAUCAUCUUGAUCAUGAAUUUGAACCUUUAGAUUCUGCAAGAAACUCCUUUUCACAAGCUCUUAAAGAGUGUCAGGAGAGGAGAUCUAGAUCUGAAGCUGUUAAUAAGAAAUCGGACCGGCGAAGACCGGCUUCAUUGGAUCUUAAUAACUCAUUAGCUGCCAAUGUGGUGACGACUUCCACGUCGCCAAGGUUUGGUGGAGUUAUGAAGAAAGCUUCGGUUACGCCUCGAAUAUCGGGGAAUUUUCCGAGUCCGGGGACACCGAAUUAUCGGCAUGGGAGUGUUGGGAUUGCCAAAGGAUGGAGCUCUGAGAGAGUUCCGUUGCCUUGUAAUGGUAAUAAUAGAAGGCAAAUUGGUGCUGCAUUGUUGCCAUUAAGUAAUAAUAUGAGGGGGUUGCCUUCCAAAUGGGAAGAUGCGGAGAGGUGGAUUAUUAGUCCUGUUUCAGGGGACGGUGUUGGGAGGACUUCGUCAUCUUCAUCGUCGUAUCAGCAGCCAGUGAGGCGGCCCAAGUCGAAGAGUGGACCGCUUGGGCCACCUGGGGUUGCCUAUUAUUCAUUGUAUUCACCUGCUGUUCCCAUGUAUGAAGGUGGCAACAUGAGCAGUCAUAUGGCAGGAUCUCCUUUCUCAGCAGGAACUAUGCUAGGAGAUAGUUGGUCCUUUCGUGUGGGUAACGAAAGUAGAGCUUUUACCAAUAACUUGGAGCCUUGUAUAGCCCGUUCUGCUAGUGUACAUGGUUGCACUGAUGUUGUCUGUCAACCAUCUCUGACCAGCUCUCAAGGUGAAAGAGUUGAUCGUGUGAAGGAUGCUGCGACCGACGUGUGUCGUGCUGUUUCUAGAAGGGAUAUGGCAACCCAGAUGAGUCCUGAAGGUAGCUGUCACUCCUCUCCUAGAAGGUCUUCUUUCUCCCAAUCUACCCCUUCCAUCCUACCAAUCGUGGAGAUGCAGAGUUUUAGUUCCACAAAACCAGAAGUGAGGGAUGUUCAGAUUGAUGAACGAGUCACUGUCACACGAUGGUCCAAGAAAUAUAGGGCGCGCAAUCCAGUUAAAGGGUCUGAAGAUGUGGAUGAAUGGAAAUUGAAAGAAGUAGAGCCUCGUUCUUCUGCUUGGGAAGCGUCAGAGACAGUAAAGAGCCUUUCAAAGGCCAGAAGAGAUGAAGCUAAAAUCUCAGCAUGGGAAAAUCUGCAGAAGGCCAAAGCUGAGGCAGCCAUACGAAAACUUGAGAUGAGGCUGGAAAAGAAGAGAUCAUCGUCGAUGGAUAAAAUUAUGAAGAAGUUGAGAUCUGCUCAGAAGAAAGCUCAGGAUAUGAGGAGCUCAAUAUUAGCGAAUCAGACGUUUCAGGUGUCCAAAACCAGAAAUAAUAAGUUGUCUUUUAAGACUCGUCAAAUAGGUUCCCUCAGCGGUUGUUUUACAUGCCAUGCUUUCUAAACAUAAGGCUUGCAGUAGAUAUUCGUUCAGCUGGAAUGUAGCACAACGGCAUACACCUGAUACAUAGCAUGAUGCAUGAUGCAUGACGCAUGCUUCGUAUAUGUCGCUAGAACCAGCAAAGUUUUUUUGGGUCGGGCACCUCUUUUUCUUUCCUGGUUUUGGUAAGGGGAGAAUCUCUAGCACAAAUCAAGAUUAUUUUGUAUUUAUAUUGGUUCAGAAAGGGGUUUGACCAAUAAUCUAUGGCUAUAUGUUAGUUCAUUUCUUUUAUUUACCCUCAUAUCUUGUGGGAUGUAUGUAAAUCAAUGUUUAAAUUGUUUUACCAAUCUUCCUCUGCUCAAAA
This is a messenger RNA of Spinacia oleracea (spinach), 2297 nucleotides long. RefSeq lists its product as uncharacterized. Bases 218 to 1957 code for a protein of 579 amino acids. Lineage: Eukaryota; Viridiplantae; Streptophyta; Magnoliopsida; Caryophyllales; Amaranthaceae. The transcript has 8 exons. The record is from RefSeq and is a predicted model, not a curated record.